GGGUAUGAGUCACGGUAUCUGAGGUAUCAGCGGACUGGAACUUGCCUGCCUCCCCUGUCUUUCAGUCAUAUGCUGUGUAGGAAUAUCAGUUGAAGAGCCUGGAUGUGCCAUGGCUUCCUGCUACACUGAGCCGUCGACACUCAGUGCCUGGAUACAAGAUGAAGAUGAGGACGAGAAAGAGAAAGAGACAAAGUCUCCACAAAUGAGCUCAAGUGAUGAGUCUGAUGAGUCGGAACCUGAGCCAUCAUUGGCUCCUGUAGUGCGAAGGAAGGUUUCUUUCGCAGAUGCCUUUGGCUUGGACUUGGUUUCUGUUAAGGAGUUCGAUAACAGAGUUGAGAGUGUUGAAGGGAGAGAGGGAGAGGAGUACCACCUGUCCUGCAUCUUCAGUGUCCCAGCCUCGGAUGAGGAGCUGAAGCUUCGGCUUCAGCAGAACAAGCUGGAGCUGGAGGGCAUUGAGCUCCUGCCUGGCUCCACCACCAUCCGUGGCACUGUCCGUGUGCUUAACCUCUCUUACCACAAGGUUGUUUAUGUACACACUACUUUGGAUGGCUGGCAAAGCCACUUUGACCAGCUUGCUGAGUAUGUUCCUGGCUCCAGUGAUGGAGAGACAGACCGCUUCUCCUUCCAACUCACCCUGAUGCCUCCCUUUCCACUUGAUGGUGCACGGGUGGAGUUCUGCCUCUGCUAUGAAUCCUGCUCCGGAAUCUUUUGGGCAAACAAUGGAGGUAUGAACUAUGUGCUCUUCUGCCAUCAGAGAAAAGGGAGAGCACUGAAAGAGAAGGAGGGAGGGAAAGAAAGGGAGACAGAAGAGAAUGAUCAAAAGGGAAAAAAGAGCUGCUUGAAAGCGAUCAAAAAUGGCAGUUGUGCUGAGUCGAAGUCCUCGGACAUGAGCAGCGAACACUCAGAACAAGAGUCUGUAGAGACCAAGAAAUGGAAAAUUCAGCAAACAGCAGAAAGUCCAUCAAUAGAUACACUACAGGAGAGCUGUAAAACUUUGGCUGAAAGACGGAACAGACGGCGAGCAGCUAAGUUGGCAUACUUGCAAGACUAUCUCUCUCAUAGGGAGACAGAAGUCCAGCUAGUUCAACCUUCAGAUCAAGAAAAAUCAAAGAGAGAUUUAAAUGUGGUAUUACCCAUGCCACAGCACAGUAUUCCAGUGAUGACAGACCCUUCUAGUACACUUAAAGUAUGCAGCAGAAAGGAGCAAAAUGGGAAUACAUCAUUGAUUCUACCUGACCAUCAGAUUCCCUUACUUCCCCAGGACUGGGGUAAAAAAAUCUCAUCUCCAUCUCCCUCUCAUAAAAACACUUCUGACAUCAUCAGUGGAACAAGGUUGGAUGUUCUUGACAAAGAACAAAUAGAUGAUGUGUCAAUAGAAUUGUCAAAUGAUGCCUGGAAAGCUUUCCUCAAUUGCACGGAUAGUUUAGACAACCACAACAAUGCUUUGGACCAAAAGUGCUUGCUUUGUUUUGCAGGGUCCAAUGCCUCCCAACCCUCAAAUACAGAAUAUGAUGUGUCCAAUAUAGGGGAAAACAUAUUAUCAGUGUGGAAUAGCCAGGAAGGUGCUGUGACCAGUGGGAAUGGGUCACACCAAUGCUUUAUAGCAAUGGAAACUCUGGAAUCUGAUCCUGCUAAAGUGUCUCAAGCUCUUGACCCCAGUCAUUUCAUUGAGGUGUUAAGUUAUAAGUGUCCUGAAAAGGCACAAUUCAGUUCUAAAGCAUUCACUGCCCAGAAAUCAGAAUCAAUCUGGGUUCAACUGAGGCCUGGUGUCACUGAGGACCCACAUGAGGGACACACAGUUAGUGAAAGGCCUUUUAGUGAAGACGAGCCUAUGCUAUUAACCAAACCAGGGCAGACAGCCAAAGUGAAGGAUGCCACAGACCCACUGAAUUCCAAACCAGGACAUAGCGUUUUGCUUGAAGAACGUGCAAGCAGUACAGGUUUCUUAAACACAGAAAUGAAGGUGAAAGGGGACACACACAGAGUGGUUCAAGACACUUUGACAUUUACGGGGAUCAGGAGUGAACCUUUUACAGACAGUAGGGAGUCUUUAGAAAGACAGCAUAUACAUGAAAGCGGAGAACCAAAGAAAAAGAAAGAGCAUAUCAGGGAAGAAAAUGAGAAUGAAUCCCAAAUGAAAAGAAUAUCUUGGACUGAGUAUUCUGAAGGAGCUUUAGUGGUACUAGAAAGCAGAUUGCAAGAAGAUGACAAGGAACCAUCCCAUCUAAAAGAUGGGAACACAGAAAUUUGGAUUUCAUCAAGGACAAGUGUGGUGUUUGAUGAAGGUGAACCACAGACUGAAUGUCUCAACAGAGGAGAAGAGGAGGCUGUGUGUUAUGAAUUAGAGAAAAGGGGAUUCUCUGACUCCAGUGAGAGGCAAGGAGAAGAAAUAUCCUCUGUGGAAAAUAUAGCUGAUAGAGAAUGUGAAACUGGUUUAAAGGCUGAGGGUCAGGGUAUGUAUGGAAGGCAGAGUGAGGGUGAUGGCUAUAUAGAUAAGGCACUACAUGGAGAACAACGCAAGCUUCAAAGUUCCCCUGAAACCUGCCCACAUACACACAAUCUAUGUAUAACGAGCCAGACCAAUGGUCCAUCUGGGCACCUCACCUGGAGUGAAGGUGAGCUUCUUUUUCCUGCCCCACACAAGGGUUUUGAGAGUAAGGAGACUCUGAGGUAUUCGGUAGAUCAGGACCUCCAGGAUCCAUGUGUGAGGACUGAUUGCUCAUUCUCCAGGACAGCUUCCCCCACAAUGUCAAGCUGGUUGCUGGUGUGCUGGGCCAAAAUCUCUAUUCUGAGCUACAUCGCUGGGGCCCUCUUGUGUGCCAUCCUGUUUGUAAUCUUUGCAACUGCUUAUUUGCAUGACCUCCCAGUUUGCCUGGCCAUUUACCUGUUGUCUGCAUACUGGUGGUGUAGACAGGGCAUGAAAAAGCAUGUGACCACAGCUGACAGUGUGGACUGACAUCGGUAAAGGAAAUGAUUCACUUUAAGGGCCCAACAUCUGUCGUCUACAUGUACCCGAGUGGGGUUUCUUUCUUCUGAUGAUGUUGCUUUCCUAAAUAAAAUAAUUUGAUGUUCAUUUCUGAAGGGCAGCUUCCUCCAUUUUGUGAAGAUGGUGAAUAUAACAUAUCAGUGCUCAAAUGUCUGAGGCCUGGAUAUGACACCAAAUUAAUGUAGAAUCUUUCUUUGUGCUGAUAAAGAUCAUACAAGUCUUGCUUGUGCAGACUCUCAAGAGUCAACUUACAUUGGGAAUGUUUAACAUUCAUUUCAUUUUAUUAUUAAUUACUAUGGUAUAUUUUACUUACAGUGAUUGAUAUAUUAAAUUUCAAUGGCCCCAAUUUGCAUAAAAAAUUCUGUAGCACAGAUGUGUGAGUUUAGCAGCUCUAAGUUUCUAAAAAUGAACCAGCACAGAUUCAGUAGCAGAUAAUUUGUUGUAGUUUAUCCAAUGAAAUGCAUUUAUAUAAAAUAUUUAGCUGAAGGCAGCACAUCAGACCAGAGACUAGCUAGAGGGCUAGAUACAUUAGAUCAGAAAGAGGAGAGUUUUCACAGAUUUUCCUCUGAGCUGAUUAGUGAACUGAAGACAAUGCUUGUUUUGUGUGUGUGUGUGUGUGUGUGUGUGUUUUUUAAGUCAACAAAUAAAACAAGCAAAGAGUAUGUGUUUAUAGUCCCCUUCAGUUUAAAAAAAAUAAUCUGUUUGGUGAUAGUCAAAAGUGUGUUAAAUGCCACUAUGAAACAAAAUGUUCAAUUGUCUUCAACUGUUGAAUGGUUAAGAAUUAAAACUCAAGUUUUGUCACCAUUCAGACACAUUAGUUGCUUCUUCUGACCUUUUUAAGCGAGGACUGUAAUGUAACUGGGCCUUACCACAUUUUAGUUGAAUAACCCUGCUAUGUAAUGUCAAUAACCAUUAUCAUUUCAAGCAGUUUUAAUUUAGUACUGCUGAGUAAGACUGAGUAUGCUUAAAGUAUCUGAUUUUCAGCAUAUCAUAUUAAGAGUUAAUUGCCAUAAUUAUUCUGUCAAUAUGUUAUAUGAUUUAUUUCAUAACUUACUAAGGAAAUAUGUAAAUGUACAGAAAUCUGUUCCACCCAUGUAUUUAGGAAUGCAAUUAGGCCGUGAAACACACCACACACAUGGAGUAAAGAGGCUGUAUGCAGGUUGUUCUUAACAUGACUCUGACAUCAUGGAGCACUGCUCCUCAGUGUGAUGGACGUGACAUUUCCUGCAACAUCCACCAUGUGACUAAUCCAGGACAAACCAUGGGAGCAGAUAGUUAGAGAGAGAGAGCAGGAGAGAGAGAGAGAGAGAGAGAGAGAGAGAGAGAGAGAGAGAGCAGAAACUGAUCUCGGUCACGUACAUUAGUCAGAAAUUUAAUUCUCACAUGUAACCUGAGAUUGGCCCAUGCAUGACCGGCAGUGCUAUGGAGUGUUUGCUUGAUAUCCACAAACAAUAGACUGCAUUCUUGUUAUAUUUAAAUAUGCAUGCAUUACAAUACAGAUAUGGAAUGUGUCAAUCAAAUGUAUCACAUGAUCCACUUGCAUGUUUGUCUUUUGCUCAUAUGUUGUGAGUUUCAAAGGCUGAAGUUCAUUUCAUUGCACACAGCUGUAUGUGUAUGUGUGUGUGUGUGUGUGUGUGUGUGUGUGUGAGAGAGAGAGAGAGAGAGAGAGAGAGAGAGAGAGAGAGAGAGAGAGAGAGAGAGAGAGAGCAGAUGCAGUGUGAGACGUGAUCUCAGUCACGUACAUAAGUCAAAAAUUUAAUGAAAAUAGAGUCACUUGUUGACUGACACUGCAGCCACAUGAUCCACUCUGUUGUACCUCUGACCUUUCGGAGUGCUGGCAGGCUAGAGUCCGAACUGAAGUCUCUCAUCAAAAAACACUUUCAGGAACCUGAGCUUGCCAUGGAUUCAGAGACUCCAUGAGGGCUACUGACAAGUCCAUACACUCACUGACUGAAAACUCUUAACAGACUUAGAUCCCUUUACACCUGCAUUAGUUCCUCAGACAUGAUUGCAUUGUUAAAUGAACACAUCCUACCUCAGUGAACACUGUAAGAGUUAAAUUAAUACUAUAAUGCGAUAUUGAGAAAUCAACUAGAGGGAGAAUUUUUAACUGUGGUGUUUAAAAUAUGGAAGAUGAAAUAAAAAUGACAGAAUGACUACAACCUCACUGACACCUUAAGCAAUAAUAAAUAAUAAAAAAAAAACCCUAAACCCUAAUAUUUAUAUUGCUGCCUUGUUUAUUGAGCAGCUAAGAAAUAUUAGUCCCAAGGCUGAAAUAUGAAUGAAUGAAUCAUUCAAUCAAUCAAUCAUAAACAUAACUAAAAACUCAAAUUUAGGUGUAAAUAUUAGCAGUUUGUGGUUAUGCCAAGAUGCAAAAAGUCAGAAAUCAUACAAGACAACAACCUGAAUCAAAGAAUACUUUCAGUCAUUAAAUAUUUUUUAAUGAGCCCAGUUUCCCAAAAGCAUUGUAAAGUUAAGACAAUCUUAACCUGAAAGGAGUGUUCAUUGUGUUGCUUGCUCUAGCAUUUAACUGUGAUCUUUGUGCUACCAUGCUUUUGGGAAACUCAACCCUGACCAGGAAUACCGAUCCAUGAUGUCGAUAAAAAUGUGUCAGAGAUUACCAUAAAGAGAGGACCUUUUAAAGAGUUUGCCACAAGAUGCACCAGUGGAGCUUUCAGAAUUAAAAUUUCUAGUCCUAUAAAGUGUUAUGGACAGUGUACACUAGAAUGGAAUGCCAAUGAUAUUUAAUUUAAUUAAUCUCUACAGUGCAUCAUCAGUUUCACUCUCUCACUGUACCAGCACAUAUACAGGUACAUACCAAUCCUUCUCCACCACAUUUGGUGUAGUACAUCAUGACCUUCAUUAGCAUCUUAAUAUUAGGGCCAAGUGUAGCAGGUAUUCAGGAACAUACCAAUUCUUCUCCAUCCACAUUUGGUGUAGUACAGCAUAACAUUCAUGAGCAUCUGAAUAUUGUGCAAGUUUGAAUAAGAGACCAUAAUCAAUAUUAAAGCAGUUCUUUGUAGUUUAAAAUAUAUCACUAUUACUCUCUAAAGAGCUUGCUGAUAUAUUUACGGCAUUUGUUAGGGGGUAUUAAGGAGAGAGAAUCCAGUGUCCAGCAUUUCAAAGCACUAAUGAGUGUGCUGAAAUGUGAUAGCAAUUCUAAGCCUGAUCAUGCUGGCCUAUACCCAAGAUAUUCCUCAGCGAAAGGAUCUUUUUAUAAAGCUGUAUCACUGGCAUCAUGUGAGAGAUAUUUUUUGAGGUGAGAAUGUUUUAGAAGACUUGGCCAUGGCACAGUUGGCAUCUGUAAUCUUUGAUAUUCAUAGAUGUAAGGUGUAUGAGGGAUAAUAUUUACUUUGAAAUAUAGUGUAUAUAUUCUAUUCAACUGUAUGUACACUUACAGAAACAAACACAUAACCGUAGGUGACAACAAGAACAAAAAAAAAAACACGUUUUAAUAUGUAGACAGAAACAUGAUACACGCUUCGGAUACAGUAGGAAGUACACCCUUCCUACUUCUGCAAUCAUUAAGAGAGUAACUAGCAGCCAGCUGUUACCAAUGAAAUGUACAAGAUUAGUUAAUCAUCAAGAAGUGUGACUGCCUCUAUAAAAGCAGACUUUUGGCAGUUUGGUGUUUUGGAGCACUCAGGUGUGUGUCUACAUCAUAGCAAGAAGAAAGGACAUCAACCAUGGCCUCAGAUAAGCAGUUGUUGCUGCUCAUCAAUCUGGGAAGGGUUACAGUGGAGGAAAUAAGUACUGAACGUGUUAACAUUUUUUUUCAGUAAAUAUAUUUCCAAUGAGCUAUUCACAUGAAAUUUUCACUAGACACCCGUAUUAACUCAAGAAAUCUGGAAAUAUAAAGAAUUCACAACAUUAAAGUCCAUAAAUGAAUUUAUGUGUAAUAACGUGGAAUGACACAGGGAAAAACUAUCGAACACAUUAAAUUGCAAUUUAUUUAAUACUUAGUGGAGAAGCCUUUGUUUGCAAUGACAGCUUCAAGAUGCUUCCUGUAUGAAGAAAUUAAUGGGUCGCAGUAUUCAGGUGUGAUUUUGAUUCUUCUAAACAUAUUGUCUUUAAAUCAAUUGGAUUCAAGUCAGGUGAUUGACUGGGCCAUUCUAACACCUUGAUUUUUUUUCUCUGAAACCAACUGAGAGUUUCUCUUGCUGUAUGUUUUGGAUCGUUGUCCUGCUGGAAGCUCCAACACGCCUCAUCUUCAUCAUCCUGGUGUAUGGCAGCAGAUUCUUCUCAAGAAUCUCCCAGUAAAGGGCUCCAUUCAUCAUUCCUUCAAUUAUAUGAAGUCUGCAAGUACCACAGCCCUACACCAUGAUGCUUCCACCUCUAAACUUCACUGUUGGUAUAGUGUUUUAAGGGUGAUGUGUAGUUCCAUUUCUUCUCCAAACAUGGUGUGUAGUAUGACAACCAAAAAGUUUAAUUUUGCUCUCGUCUGACCAGACUACACUCUCCCAGUAUUUCAUAUGCUUAUCCAAACGAGUUGUAGCAAACUUUAAACAAGCUUCGACAUGCCUUUUCCUUAGUAAUGGAGUCUUGUGGGGUGAGCGUGAGCAGCGGAGUGCAUUGACUAUUGUUUCUCUGUGAUGAUGGCACCUGCUGCCUCCAAGUGUUUCUGGAGCUCUUUCUGAGUGGUCCUUGGCUCUUGAGCUACUCUUCUGACUAUUCUUCUGACUCCAUGGUCAGAAAUCUUGCGAGGAGCUCCUAUGCGUGGCCGGUUGAUGAUGGAGUGAUGUUUCUUCCACUUGUGGAUAAUGGCCCCAACGGUGCUUACUGGAGAAUUUAGAAGUUUUGAAAUACGUCUGUAUCCGAUUCCAUCAAUAUGUUUUGCAACAAUGAGGUGGCAAAGGUCUUUGGAGAGCUCUUUGCUUUUACCCAUCAUGAGAUGUUUCUUCUGUGACACCUUGGUAACAAAAAGCCUUUUUAUAGACCAUCAAUUUACUAACCCAGAUGAAAUUAAUUUGCACAGAUAAGAGGUAUAAUUACUUACGGAAUUCAGCUGGUUCCCUGCCUUACCUUGCCUUGGAGAACUGCUUUUUCUUAGCGUGUACAACACUUUUUUCCUGUGUCAUUCCACUUUAUUACACAUAACUUUAUUUAUGGACAUUAAUGUUGUGAAUUCUUUAUAUUUCCAGAUUUCUUGAGUUAAUACUGAUGUCUGGUGAAAAAUUCAUGUGAAUAACCUCACUGGAAAUAUAUUUACUGAAAAAAAUGUUGAUGCUUUCAAUGCUUAUUUCCCCCACUGUAUAAGGCCAUCUCCAAACAAUUUGAAAUACACCAUUCUGGCUAGGAAAAAGCCCCUUUUCUCCAAAAAGAAUGUAAUAGCAUGACUUAGGUUUGAAAAAUUGCAUAUGAACAAACUACAAAGGUUCUGGAACAAUAUCUUUUGGACUGAUGAGACCAAGCUGCAGAUGUUUGGUCAUUAUCCACAGAGCCAUGUUUGGCAUAAACCAAUCAACACAAACACCUCAUACCAUCUGUCAAGCAUGUUGGUGUUGGGGUGAUGAUUUGAGCUUGUUUUGCAGCCACAGGACCUAGGAAACCUGCAGUUAUUGAGCCAAAGAUGAACUUCACUUUAUACCAGGAUAUUUUUUACACAAAUGUGAGGCCAUCUGUCUAGAAGCUUAAGCUGUGCCAAAGUUGAGUCAUGUAACAGGACAACGAUCCCAAGCACAGCAGCAAAUUGACAUCUGAAUGGUUAACGAAAGAAAAGGUGUUGGAAUGGCCAAGUCAACGAUCAGAUCUCAACCCCAUUGAGAUGCUAUGGUGGGAUCUUAAAAGAGCUGUACAUAAAUGAACACCCUCAACAAUCAAUGAACUGAAGCAACAGCGGGCCAGAAUUUCUCCAGAACGAUGUGAGAGACUCAUAUGCUCCUGCAGAAAAUGUUUACUUCAAUUUAUUGUUCCUAAAUGUUGUUCUAAAUGUAAUUAUAGGGCAUACUUAUUUUUCUUCCCUCCUGAUUUCUGAAUAUUAGUUUACUUUUUGGGAAAAAAUGACUAGUUAUUGAAACUUGUUGUGUAUUUUUGUUGUUGCCUGAGGUUAUUUGUUUGUUUAUAAACGUUGGUGAGGACUGCACAAUUGUUAUUGAGGCCCUGAUAAAUAAAAACAAAGAAUUGAAA
Messenger RNA from Ictalurus punctatus (channel catfish), 9112 nucleotides. It is a transcript of the gene ppp1r3aa, whose product is annotated as protein phosphatase 1, regulatory subunit 3Aa. Gene Ontology annotation, biological process: regulation of glycogen biosynthetic process. Gene Ontology annotation, molecular function: protein phosphatase 1 binding; glycogen binding. Gene Ontology annotation, cellular component: protein phosphatase type 1 complex. The transcript is spliced from 4 exons. NCBI's taxonomy places the organism in Eukaryota, Metazoa, Chordata, Actinopteri, Siluriformes, Ictaluridae. The record is from RefSeq and is a predicted model, not a curated record. Bases 110 to 2956 code for a protein of 948 amino acids.